Molecule: messenger RNA, 1939 nt
Organism: Platichthys flesus (European flounder)
Lineage: Eukaryota; Metazoa; Chordata; Actinopteri; Pleuronectiformes; Pleuronectidae
Product: putative fibroblast growth factor 1
Exons: 3
Coding region: 703-1161 (152 amino acids)
Biological process (GO): cell differentiation; positive regulation of gene expression; positive regulation of cell population proliferation
Cellular component (GO): cytoplasm
Molecular function (GO): growth factor activity; fibroblast growth factor receptor binding
Source: RefSeq, a predicted model, not a curated record
CUUUAAAGUGGGCUUGUUUGUUUUUGGAAAAGGCUCAAUGAGGAAGAAUUCAGUUUGGGGGUAAGGAAGAUGGAGCUGGCUGGAUUUCACGCGGCUGCUGUUGGAAAAAUGCAGGGCUGAAGCCAACUGAACGCGGGGUGUUAACACAAAGUGGUUUUUACUUCAAACACGAUCAGGAAAAUGGCUCUUUUGUUUCACUGGUGGAUUAAAAUGUCAUUAGUUAACCUGUUAGUUUAGUUGUCAGGCUGCUGCAGGUCUUGCAACAUUUCCGUGAGGGAGUUAAACCAUUUGUUUGUUCUGUUGUCUGACCUCACACCGGUUAAAGGUGAAAAAGUCAUCUGGGAAUUGUUUUCACAAAGAAAGAAUCAAAGUGAUGUUCUGUGAGGGAACAUGUUUGGGCAUGUGUCGGCUCUGCCCGGCCUCUGUCCAUAUCCGAUCACUUCGUUUAGAAAAAACGAGAAUGCUUUAAAAGGCCGAGAGAUAAAAACAGAGGGAUAGAAAGAGGGUUAGAGGGGAAUGAGAGAGGCAGGGGAGGGAAUAAUUUCCUGUAGUUAUCUCCUCAUAUAGGCAGUGUUAUCCUCCACUUCCUGUUUUUCUCUUGAGUCCCAAACACAGUCCAGGUAACACGAACACCGUGGAUCUCUUUCCUCGCAGGCACCGGGACAUCGCUCGGCUUCGUCCAGGCCUCAGACCCUGUGAAGGAUGACUGAGGGAGACGUCACUGUGCUGUCCUUCAGAUCCACGUCUCUGGAUCGGUCCAGGCAGGAGCCCCGCACCCUGACCAGGCUCUACUGCCAGAACGGAGGCUAUCACCUGAGGAUUUCACCUGACGGCACCGUGAGUGGUGGGAGGCAGGAAAAUGACACCUAUGACAUCCUCAGGCUGAAGGCUGUGAGUGUGGGAGUGGUGGUCAUCAAGGGGGAGGUGACAGAAAGGUACCUGGCUAUGAACCAAAACGGACACCUCUAUGGAUCUCAAGCAGUGAACGACGAGUGUUACUUCCUGGAGAAGUAUGAAGAAAACCACUACAACACGUAUUGCUCUCAGAAGUACAACUGGUAUGUCGCGCUGAAGAAAAACGGCCGACCCAAAGCGGGACCGGACACACACCAAGGUCAGAAGGCCAUCUUCUUCCUGCCGAGGGCUUCAGGCGACAUGUAAAGCACGACGACACAGGAAACGUGGACACGCUCAACAUGCACAUUCAUAGUGAAAUGUUAUGUGAGGCUGGGGAAGCCUGAGGCAAACACAUAAUACUGUUUCUACAGUUUGUUUCUAUAUAAACAAUCUAUAAAUUAGUGUUUUCCACUCAUUUAUGCAGGAUAUGUAUGAUCUGACUAUUCUGCUUCAUGUAAAGAGUUUAUACAUGGUUAAAUAUGCAUAAUAUUUUCGGACUUAGAGCAAAUACACACCCACUCACAGCAGACAGAACAUGAUUGUGAUAUCAGUGCAUGUCAGUUCUAAUAGAUGAGUGUUUACUUUGAACCCUGGUAUGAAAUACCACUGCUGGGAGACUGCGAUGCACCACUUCUACUAAGUUCCACAGUUGGUUGUGUCUGGUGUAGAUGAAACUUCAAAACAGGAAAAAUAAAGAUAUCCACCAUCUGGCUUGACACGCAAGUAAACAAAGAAUAUGAAAUAAUAAUAGAAUCAUCCAGUAGACUGUAAAGGUCCAUCUUUACAGUCUAUAGAGAAAACACAGGUUGCUGUGACUUUAUACUGGGUUUAAUUACUAUUGUGAAUAUUUAUAUAUAACAUGUUGCUGCUAUUGCUAAGUUUUAAUCUCACUGAAAAUUUGUAUUUGAAGAAUCAUUUAUACAUAUAUAUAUAUAUAUGUAUAUAUAUAUUAAGGUAAUGCAAUCACCUUUACGCAAGACAAUGUUAAUAAAACUAAAUAUGCAUUAUUAUCUGUGAACAAAUAAACUGUUUGAUUGCUCAA